UUGUGGGAAUUUUGGGGGAUUUUGGGGGAAUUCGGGUGUAGGAGCGGGGUUCUGACCUCUCCCUUCCCCCCGCAGCCCCUCAUGAGGUCCCCAAAUCUCCUGAGACCCCUCAGGACGCGGCCAUGGAGGAGUCCGAGGCUGUCGAGUUUUUCCCGUACGAGCUGAGUCGCCUCCCCAGCCAGGUUUGGGGGGCUCGGGAGGAAUUCGCGCGGCGCCCCGAAAAUUUCCUGCGAGGAUGCAAAUGGGCCCCCGAUGGCUCCUGUGUCCUGACCUGCAGCAACGACAACGUCCUGAGGAUCUUCGACCUCCCCCUCCCCCUGGGACCCCCCCCGGGGCUGCCCCUGCCCGAGCUGGCCCCGGCCGUGCAGGUGGCCGAAGGUGACACCAUCUACGACUUCACCUGGUACCCCCUGAUGAACUCCAGCCAGCCCGCCACCUGCCUGGUGGCCUCCAGCAGCCGUGACAACCCCGUGCACCUUUGGGACGCCUUCGAUGGGACCCUGCGGGGAUCGUUCCGCGCCCACAACCACCUGGACGAACCGGUGGCCCCCCACUCUCUGGCGUUCGCCCCCGAUGGCUCCCGGCUCCUGGGGGGAUUCGACGGCGCCGUGCGAGAAUUCCCGACCCGAGCGGCCCGGGGAAGAGCGGCCUGGAGAGAAGGGCGGGGCAAGGGUCAGCGAGGCCUGAUUGGCUGCCUGGCCUUCAGCCCCAGCCAAUCACUGUUCGCCUGUGGCUCCUAUGGGCGGGAGCCUGGGGCUGUACCCGGUGGGAGGGGGGCGGGGCCGUGGCGUUCUGGCCCCGCCUCCCAGCUGCGCCCACUCACCUGCGCUUCAGCCCCUGCGGGACUCACCUGUACGUGGGGGGGAGGAAGGUGGGUGUGGUUUGUGGGCGUGGCCUCGGUGAGGGUGUGGCACACUAAACUGGGCGUGGGUUUCGAUGGGUGUCUCCCAUUGAGAUGGGUGUGGCUUUGUGGGCGUGGCUUAUGGCCUGAUGGGCGUGUCCCUGGCUCCCCCUCCCCCCAGGACCGCCACAUCCUGUGCUGGGACCUUCGUGUCCCCGAUCGUCCCCUCCUGGCGCUGCCGCGGCGCGUGGCCACCAAUCAGCGCGUGACCUUUGACCUCGACCCGUCAGGGCAGUUUUUGGUCAGCGGUGACACCGAUGGUUUUGUCACCGUUUGGGACACUCUGACCCCCCCUGGAACUGGGGACCCCCCUGAGCUGCCCCCCCUUUUUCGCUUCCGUGCCCUCCGUGACUGCAUCAACGGCACCAGCCUGCACCCCUGGCUGCCUCUCCUGGCCACGGCCUCGGGCCAGCGCCUGUUCCCGGCGCCGUGGGACAGUGACAGCGAGCACGAGGGGACAGAGGACGGGCCACCCCCAGGAGGGGACAUCCGGCUGCAGCUCUGGUGGUGGGGACCCCAAUCCAGCGAGGACACGGGGACUGGGGAUUGUCACCUCCCCGGGGACACUGGGAAUGAUGAGUGUCACCUCCCCGGGGACACUGGGACUGGGGAUUGUCACCUCCCCGGGGACACUGGGAAUGAUGAGUGUCACCUCCCCGGGGACACUGGGACUGGGGAUUGUCACCUCCCCUGA
Messenger RNA from Cinclus cinclus, 1595 nucleotides. RefSeq names its product WD repeat containing antisense to TP53 (gene WRAP53). Gene Ontology annotation, molecular function: RNA binding; protein binding. The record is from RefSeq and is a predicted model, not a curated record. The transcript has 11 exons. Lineage: Eukaryota; Metazoa; Chordata; Aves; Passeriformes; Cinclidae. Bases 123 to 1595 code for a protein of 490 amino acids. Gene Ontology annotation, cellular component: Cajal body. Gene Ontology annotation, biological process: Cajal body organization.